Molecule: messenger RNA, 2569 nt
Organism: Geodia barretti
Lineage: Eukaryota; Metazoa; Porifera; Demospongiae; Tetractinellida; Geodiidae
Source: the annotation of a GenBank genome assembly
UCAAGGUUCCGUGUGCGUGAGGACCAAGGCUCUGGCUCUCUCCCGUCUCUUUUGACGAUGUGCGACAGUCGAGAAUUCUGCCGCUCGUCACGUGACUCGACAAUCGGGAUCAACUUCGACGCCCUGGGCGACGUGGAACACUUCGAGCACGUCUCUGGCGACCUCUUCGACCUCUUCAAGUCGGGAGAGAACUCUGACGUGGUGUUUGUAGUGGGCGAGAUGCGUUUCAAGGCCCACCGCAUCAUCCUAGCCGCCAGAUGCAGCUAUUUCAAGGUCCUCCUGUUCGGAGAGAUGAGGGAGGCGAGGUCGGGGGCCGAAAUUCCAAUCGUGGACACGACCCCCGACGCAUUUCAUUCCCUCCUGGAGUAUAUCUACUCGGGGAGGAUUUGCCUUGCUGAUCUCAAGGAGGAUGUAAUCCUGGACCUGCUGGGACUGGCCAACAAGUACGACUUUGCUCCGCUCCAGACCUCCAUCAUGGCGUUCCUGAGAGCCACACUCAACGUCACCAACGUCUGCCUCGUGUACAACGUGGCCAACUACUACCAGCUCCGCGACCUCUGCUUUGCCUGCAGCACCUUCGUUGACGGCCACGCCGCCGAGGUCAUGAAAUCAGACGGCUUUCUCUCGCUCUCUCUCUCGGCGCUCACCGAGCUAUGCAACCGAGAUUCGUUCUUUGCACCGGAGAUAGACAUCUACCGCGGGAUAGUUCGCUGGGUCGGGCACAACGAGGUGGAGACUGAGGUUUCCCGCAGACUGCUGCAAGUCGUGCGGCUGCAGUUGAUUCCAAUGGAGCACCUCCUGGGAGAGAUCCGGGGCUCGAAACUGUUUGAUCCCGAUCACAUCCUGGACGCCAUUGCCAUGUGCACUACCAAACGCUCCAUAGAGCUGAGACAGAGAGGCCUUCUGAUUCCGGAGGAGAACAUAGCUACCUCCCAGCAUGACGCGGUGACGGUGGAGGGCCAGGUGAAGGAUGCCCUCCUCAAUGGAGACACUGAGAACUACAACGGAGAGCAGGGCUACACCACGCACACCAUCAGUCUAGACAGCAGCAAGGGGAUCACGGUCCAGCUCGGGCAGCCCUACCUCCUCAACUGCAUCAGGAUGCUCCUCUGGGACAGAGACAACCGCUCAUACUCUUACUAUGUACAGGUGUCACUGGACAAGGAGCACUGGGUGAUGGUGGUGGAUCGCACAGAGCACCUCUGUCGCUCCUGGCAGGAGCUCCUCUUCGACCCCAUUGUUGUCAGGUAUGUGCGAGUGGUGGGUGUGUACAACUCGAUGAACCGCAGUUUCCACCUGGUGUCCUUUGCCUGUCUCUACACAUUCAAACCAUUCAGACUCACCAAUCGUGACAUCAUCGUUCCAGAGGAGAAUGUAGCCAGUAUAGCAGCCAGUGCGACAGUGUUGGACGGAGUCAGCCGGAGCAGGAACGCCCUCCUCAACGGCAGCACGAGAGAUUACGAUUGGGACUCCGGCUACACCUGCCACCAGUUGGGGUCAGGGUGCAUCAUGGUCCAGCUGGCCCAGUCGUACUGCAUCAGCUCCAUGAGGAUGUUGCUGUGGGACAGGGAUGACAGGACCUAUGGCUACUACAUCGAGGUCUCCACCGACCAGAAGACAUGGACGAAAGUAGUCGACAGAUCUGAGGAGGCUUGUCGGUCGUGGCAGACUAUAGAGUUUGAACAGCAGCCGGUGACUUUCAUAAAGAUAGUGGGGACAAAGAACACGGCCAACGAGGUGUUUCACGUGGUCCACUUCGAGUGUCCGGCGGCCCUCGAUGUCCCCAGUUCCUCCCAGGACAACUCCACCUGCAAACACCAGCUGCAGCCUCAGUCAAUGGACAAUGAUUGAGGAGACUCCACAUCAGCAACUCAACACAACACUUAAACAUUAAUUCACCAUCCCCUCGCUAUUAGCUGGCUUCACUCACUUCACUUGCUGCUGCUGCAUUCAGUGCAGCUCAAUUUUAACCUCCGCAGAACGUGUGUCUCUCAUCUGUUGUGCCGUUUUUUUUCUCAAUUGGUGUACUAUGUGAUUUCAUUGAAAUUUGAUACAGUGACUUGUGACAUGAAGUAUCCUGUGAUCCAAGUAAUACCUGUGAGCUCUAGCAGAAUCAAAGUGACUGAAUGAAACACUGCGUUGUUGUAGGACUACUAUAUAUGAUGGGAGAGAAUGAUGUGGCAAUGCAUUAUACUUUCCUACUUAAGAUGGGAGAAGAGUGAAGUGACAAUACAUGUGGCAAUGUGUAUAAUGACUUUUGUCCAGGGAAGGGCCUUGCUUGUGUUUUGGCUGAAUAUUGUGACAGCCACAGUAGAGAGAAGCAAGGAGCAGUUUUUAGUACUACAUCAUAUACCAGUGGUGCUGUUAGCUGUGAUGAGUAUCUUGACCUACUGCGAGUGGCUGUCAGGAGGAGGUACGGGCUCCUCCGGGUCAACCUUGAGUCGAAACAGUCUGCGAACACUCUGAGACAGAGACGGACGCUUCCCUCGAAAUGCCUGCAGAAAAAUGGAGACAAAAGUAGUGUUUGCUUCACAGAAAGACCCAGAAAGUGGGAAAGUAUUGUUUUUAA